GAACCAGUGAAAGCAUCAGUCAGGUAGUAAAGGGGCAGAUCCGUGGACCAGAUACGAGCAACUGUGGGGCUGCUUAGCUCACACCCCUCGGGUUUUUUUUCUCAACGGACUCUCGCUGCCUGAACCUCGGCUCUUCCCUGGGAAAUCAUGGUGGCUAAAAACAGAAAACAGACCGGGAAGAGUCCAACGACCCAGACUGACCGCGACAGGAGCCCGCUUGUUUCGCCCCCUGCCAAAAGUAACGUUAGGCGAGCAGGCAGGGAGGGCAAAGCUUUCAACGGCUCUCAUCCAAACGGGCUCGCGGGCAUCAGACACAAGCUCGGGCUAACUCCUUCUGCAGUCGCGAAGCUGGGAAUCACUCUUCUCCUCGCUGCUCUGACUGGGUAUCUCCACUGGCAUCAUCUCUCACAGCUGUUUGAGAAUGACAGGCACUUUUCACACUUGUCAAACCUGGAGAAGGAAAUGGCUUUCCGGACAGAAAUGGGUCUGUAUUAUUCCUACUACAAGACCAUUAUUGAAGCUCCCUCUUUCCUGGAGGGCCUCCACAUGGUCAUGAACGAUCGUCUGACAGAGUACCCCCUGGUUAUUAACACACUGCAGAGAUUCAAUCUGUAUCCAGAGGUGGUCCUGGCCAGCUGGUACCGGAUGUACACGGGUGUAAUGGGAUACUUUGGGACUCCCACUAAGAUGUGCUGGUCCAUCAACAGAGGAGAGGGACUCACUCCUGUGGACAGCUGUGAAGGGAUGGGAGACCCGGCGUAUUUCUACGUGACCUUCGUGUUCCUGCUGAACGGCGCGAUGAUGAGCCUGUUCUUCAUCUACGGAGCGUACCUCAGUGGCAGUCGACUGGGCGGCGUUGUUACCACCGUGUGCUUUUUCUUCAAUCACGGCGAGAGCACUCGUGUGAUGUGGACUCCGCCCCUGAGGGAGAGCUUUGCCUACCCCUUCUUAGUCCUGCAGAUGCUCCUUCUCACCUACAUCCUGCGGACACGGAGCCCGAGCAGGACGGCCAUGGUCGCUCUGGGCAUCUCCAAUUUGUGCUUUAUGCUGCCUUGGCAGUUCGCCCAGUUUGUGCUGCUCACUCAGGUGGCUUCUCUGUUUGCUUCGUACAUCCUGGGUUACCUCGGUGCCGCCAAGAUGCAAUCCAUCCUGGUCACUCAUAUGAUCACUCUCGCCGUCUGCUUUGUCCUGAUGUUUGGUAACUCCAUGCUGCUCACAUCCUUCUACGCCUCCUCGCUCAUCUCCAUCUGGGCAAUCAUUGCAUUGAGGGAUCGAUUUGCUCAAGUCUUCAAACCUGGCAUCGUCCUCUGGGUCAUGCAGGGUUUGGCGUGGGUUGGCUCCACAGUUCUGCUCAAAUUCCUGCUGUCCACAGUCCUCUGUGCCUCAGAUGAUGCUCACAUCAGUGGACUGAUCAAGUCAAAGUUCACGAGCUACCAAGACUUCCACACUCUGAUGUACACGUGUGCUGCAGAAUUUGACUUCCUAGAGUUGGAGACCCCUUUACGUUACCUCAGAACGUUGCUGCUGCCCAUCAACAUGCUGGUGGUUGCUCUCAUCGCUGGGAAGACUCUCCAGGAUAUAGUCCGGUUCCUGAGGGACGGAGGGAAAGCGUCGGUCAAGCCUGACGAUGUCGAUGAAGCUGCAGGGUCUGAAAUAGCCGCAAGAGGAGAGCUGGUGUACCACAGCCUGCAACUGGUGGCGUUUGCUGUCCUCGCCGUCCUCAUCAUGCGUCUGAAGCUCUUCCUCACGCCCCACAUGUGCAUCAUGGCCUCGCUCAUCUGCUCCAAACAGCUGUUUGGCUGGAUCGGGGAGCGGUUUAAACACCAGGUUGCGGUGUUUGCAGUCAUGGCCAUCAUGGCCGUGCAGGGAGUGGCCAACAUGCAGGCCCAGUGGGGGAUCAUAGGGGAGUUUAGCAACAUGCCGCAGGAGGAGCUGCUCGACUGGAUCCAGGAAAACACCCUUCCUGAUUCUGUGUUUGCUGGGGCCAUGCCCACCAUGGCCAGCGUGAAGCUUUCUACAGGUCGGCCCAUCGUCAACCACCCGCACUACGAAGACGCUGGUCUGAGGGAGAGAACCAAGCUUGUCUACUCCAUGUACAGCCGCAUGUCUGGAGAAACAGUGAAGGGGAACCUGAUGAAGCUGGGAGUGGACUUCUUCGUCCUGGAGGAUUCCUGGUGCACCAGGCGAACCAGGCCCGGGUGCAGCAUGCCAGAGAUCUGGGACGUUGAGGAUUCCCAGAAUGUUGGUAAAACUCCCCUCUGCACCCACAUGUCCCGGAGCUCACGACCCCACUUCACCACAGUCUUUUCCAACGACAUUUACAAAGUUCUCAAAGUCCCCAAAGAACUCAGAUAACACAUUGGGACGGACUAGUUCAGCACUUGUUCUUUCCACCACUUCUUUCUUUUACAGGUUUUGAUCAGUCACUGCCAUUGCUGCUUUUUACUCAAAGCCCCACAGUUCCCCUCGUCAGCUGUGCUCUGAUUCACCAAGCGGUUGGACGCGCCAAAACACUUCGCCAUGAGUCUCUCCGCUCUUGGUGCGCUCACAGUACUCAGUAUUUUUGACUUAAAGGAACUCCUUGUUCCCCACAUUUUGCCAAUCAUCCUUAUUGUUGCAUCGUUGUCGUCCAGCAACGUUCCCAUUACGCCCAUUGGUACCCAAGUGAAAGCCAAAAGGUGUCGUAGCUUUUAAUUGGUUUGCAUUGGUUCUGUUUUAUAGAAUCUUUAGUUUAAAACACAUUGUCUUCAAAGCGAUGCUGUUCAUACGACAGUAAUGUUUCUUACUAUAAGGAAUACUUUUACUUUGAUUUGCUUAAGAAGUACAUUUUGUCUGGCAGGACCCAUGAUGUCCACAUACUGUGAAGUAAUACCCUUUGCAACAAAAUGUGACUUCUUCUCUUGUUCUGCACAGUGUUGAUCUCUGAAAAGAGUUUUCACUUGUACUGCUAUGUUUAUAAUUUAUUUGUGUGCAAACUUCAAGUUGUUAAGAUGUUUUCUUCAGAAGCCAACAGUGUUUUACGAGUCUUUGGAAUCACAGGGGGAACAUCUGUUCUUGUAUUGGGAAGCUUUUAAAAAUAUUCUUCCUACAUAUCACUCCGCUUUAGUGUCCGGAUGGAAGGUUUUUAACUAAAGUUCACAUCUGAGACGAGCUUUCAUUCUUAAUUCAGUUCUAAACUGGCAUAAAGACAUUUUUAUCGCAAAACAAGUAUACUUCCCCGAACUGUUCCCUGUAACAACCUUUCUGUAAAUACCCAACACAACGUACGGCCUUUAAAAGGUUCUUUUUGUUUCUUUCUGUAUUUUCUGCCAAAGGAAGUCUUGUUAUUAAAGCUGCGUGUUCGGGGUUCUGUAACGCAUAAAAGACGUGUUUUUUUAUCGGUUUGUGAGUUCUGUAACAGCCAAUCACAACUCUGUGUAGCAGUGGGUUCUAUGUAAAUGGUAGCAGUCGUCGGUUCCUUCUUCAGGGUGCAUUAAUGACCGUUUAGGAUUUCAGGAAACAGCUGAAGUGCUUUCUUGCCCAGAGUUAGAUGAGAAGAGUGAUAUCACUCAGAGAUAUGAGGGGUAUCGAUCUUCUCAUCCAACUCUGGGCAAGAAAGCAAAUACAUUUAUCCGCCAAAAUGUUCUAUAUUCCUCUAAGAGUAAUCAUGUUGUAGGAGUGGCAACAUUAACGCUUCCUGAUCCCUCUUCCUCCUGCAAGAGCGUGAAUUUAACACGGAUAUUUGGUAGUUUCAUGUUUCCUCCUCCAAGAUGAUGCCACGUCCUUCACAAUUAUCAGUGACUACUUAUAAAAUACUCCGUGAUGGGUUUUUCUUUUCUAAAAGUUUCUCUCAGCUUUAAUGUAUUUUUUGUGUAUGAACUUGCAACGCAUUGAAAUCAUUUGGGCUUUACACAUCCUGGUGCCGGAGAUUUCACUGACUGGGCUUCAGGAUGAGAUGAAAGAAUGAGUGAACAAUUUUAAACGAAACAAAAGAAAGUGGGAUUAAAUGUGCCGGAGCGAGCGGUUGAACAAAUCAUACAGUGCACAUUUAAUCUGUGACAUUUUGUCCAUCUGAUUUCAGAAGUGAUCUUGUAGGUCAAGUGCCCGUUUUUAAGUCGUCACACUUCCCGAAAUACUUUGACAUAAAAAGUUUGUUCCUGUCGCAGGCGUGUUUCAGAUGUCUUUUAUAAUAUUUGUCUAUUUUGUCUGUAUUUUCAAAAAUAAAGUAUUUGCCAUCAGCA
Cottoperca gobio is the source of this 4220-nucleotide messenger RNA. It is a transcript of the gene dpy19l1l, whose product is annotated as dpy-19-like 1, like (H. sapiens). Gene Ontology annotation, cellular component: nuclear inner membrane. Bases 148 to 2355 code for a protein of 735 amino acids. The transcript has 22 exons. NCBI's taxonomy places the organism in Eukaryota, Metazoa, Chordata, Actinopteri, Perciformes, Bovichtidae. The record is from RefSeq and is a predicted model, not a curated record. Gene Ontology annotation, molecular function: mannosyltransferase activity.